Cheilinus undulatus (humphead wrasse) is the source of this 994-nucleotide messenger RNA. It is a transcript of the gene avp, whose product is annotated as arginine vasopressin. NCBI's taxonomy places the organism in Eukaryota, Metazoa, Chordata, Actinopteri, Labriformes, Labridae. Bases 62 to 523 code for a protein of 153 amino acids. The record is from RefSeq and is a predicted model, not a curated record. Gene Ontology annotation, molecular function: neurohypophyseal hormone activity. The transcript has 3 exons. Gene Ontology annotation, cellular component: extracellular region; secretory granule.
GGGCAUCAGUCAGACAUCCACCCGGGCUUCAUCUCAUCCAACACCAGCAACAGCAGCAGAGAUGCCACACUCCGUGAUCCCCCUGUGUGUCCUGGGACUCCUCGCGCUGUCCUCCGCGUGCUACAUCCAGAACUGCCCGCGAGGAGGGAAACGAGCCCUGCCGGAGACUGGAAUCAGACAGUGCAUGUCUUGUGGACCCAGAGACAGGGGCCGCUGCUUCGGCCCCAGUAUCUGCUGUGGGGAGGGCCUGGGCUGCUUGCUGGGUUCUCCAGAAACUGCUCACUGUAUGGAGGAGAACUACCUGCUAACCCCCUGCCAGGCAGGAGGUAGACCCUGUGGAUCAGAGGGAGGACGCUGCGCUGCCUCAGGACUCUGCUGUAACUCAGAGAGCUGUGCAGUGGACUCAGACUGCCUGGGGGAAAUGGAGGCCUCAGAUCAGGCCGACAGCUCUGCAGGGAGCUCGGCUGCAGAGCUGCUGCUACGGCUGCUGCAUGUGGCCAACAGAGGACCAACUGAGUACUGAUAUGGACAAGAAUGAAGACGCCAGUGUUCCACUUAAAGCCUCGAGAUUCAAAGCUUGAACCAAUAAAAACCCAAGUCAAAGAUAACUCACUCUUAUUCCUUCCUGCUGUGAUUUUUCUUUAUAAUUAAAGACCAUAUAGAGAACCAUAGUUGACUAAACCAACCCACUAUUCAAACCCAGAUGGAGAGAGGGGAAUGUUAAAUGUAUGAAGACUAGAAUGCAUAUUUAUUUCCACUUGAAAAUGUAUAUAUUUAUGCACAUAAUGUAAACAAAAUUGUAUUAUGUAUUAAACCUGAGAGAAGAUUUUAACAGAGUGAAUAAACCAGGAAAUGAUGUGAAUAAGAAAGAUAGAGAUUAAGCUUACUUAGGACAUCCAUGUAAAACAGCUGAGUUACAAAGCUUGAGCGGUUUCUUUUUGAGUAGUAGAACUAUUAUUGUAAUGGAAAAAUACAGAGUUUAUCACUGCCAAAA